Messenger RNA from Saccharomycopsis crataegensis, 3186 nucleotides. Its product is annotated as Zn(II)2Cys6 transcription factor. The coding region runs from base 1 to 3186 and encodes 1061 amino acids. Gene Ontology annotation, molecular function: zinc ion binding; DNA-binding transcription factor activity, RNA polymerase II-specific. The transcript has a single exon. The record is from RefSeq and is a predicted model, not a curated record. Lineage: Eukaryota; Fungi; Ascomycota; Saccharomycetes; Ascoideales; Saccharomycopsidaceae. Gene Ontology annotation, biological process: regulation of DNA-templated transcription.
AUGAUGCGCUCCAGCCCAUCAUCAAACGAUGAAGGUCCUGAGACAAGUUAUCAUAUCGAUGAGAGCUUAAGGCCAGGUCAUAGAGUCAGUAGUGCCUGCGACUCAUGUCGAAGAAGGAAGACAAAAUGUAGCGGUCAAAACCCUUGUGCGUAUUGUGCUGUCCACAAUCUACCAUGUGCUUAUACUUAUGUGAGGAAAAAAAGAACCAAAUACAAAAAAACCACUAAGAUAAUGGAUGCAUCAGCUUUGGAGGUUCAGAUUGAAGUUUUGACCUCUAGAAUUGGUGUGUUGGAGAACCAGAUAUAUAACCUAAAUACCAAGUUUGAUUCCGUGACAAAAAUGAAUGAGCUCUUAUUGGAGAAGUUGCUGAAAACACAAGAUUCAACUAAGAACAUCUUACCGCUCAUAAGGUCGCAGUCAAACACUCAUAAUAUUCAUAAUAAUAAUCGCAAUCACAAUUACAAUCAUAAUCAUAAUCAUAAUCAUAAUCCUAACCAUAACCAGAAUAAUGAUAACAAUAACAAUAAUAUUAAUAAAGCGCCUGUCACAAAUCGGGGAUACGACCCUAUGAAAAUAUCACAAUUAGUUCAAAGAGAUAGCACUAUUGAUAAAAAAACAAGAAAAGAGAUCGUUGAUGAGUUUUUAGAUCUCAUCUCAUCAUCAAGUUCGGUCACGAUUUUUUCACAACCAUCAUUAAAAUCAAUUAAGAGGCUUAGUGGCAAGAAUUUUGAGAUUUUUGAACCGGUUGUUAAAGACCAUGCAAAGAUUAUUAAGAAAAUUACACGUUUUCUUAAGAUAGAUUUUAAUCAAAGCAGUUGUCAUUUGACCUACUUACUAGAAAGAAGACAGAUUAUUUGCAAUCUUAUCCAGGUGUUCUUGGAUCUUAAUGUUGACAGCAUGAUGUUUUCAGGUAAAAAAGGUGGUUUAUCAAUUAUCAAGGGUAUAUUAGAAAAAUGGAAAUCAUCUUCUAUUGCAACUCCUCCGGACCUCACAAACUCCGAGCACUUGAUUCUCUGUGCGAUUGUUUGUCUUGGAUGCAGUUACAUGGAUUUGACAAUAACUGGUAAUGGCAACAGCUCUCAAUCUUAUAGUCCGAUGCCCGCUUCGAUAACUCAGAGUAUACUAUCUUCUGUCAACGAUCCGCAACUUAAUAUUGCCGAACUAGAGCGUGUUGCAAUGAAGGACUGCUUUUUUUACUUUCAUAAGCUCAUCAAAUUUAAUGAAGGUCCAUCAACCAUAUUUGGCAUCUUGUUAUUGUGCUUUUACUUGAGGUCCACGGUUUUCUUCAGGUGCAAUUAUUUGAUCUUGAGUGUUGCUUGCAAGCAUAUUAAAUCACUAGGAUAUGAUAAGUUUAGUAUCGCCUCUUGUAGUCCUGACAUUGAUGAAGAUAUUUUGGUGAUAAAAAUGCUAUGGUUCAAGUGUUAUAUAUAUGAUAAGGAUAUCUCUUUUUCGGUGGAAAAAUCUCCAAUGAUGAAAGAUGACGAACUCACGGAUUAUGAUUUUUUCAAUUUUACCAAGAUCAUUAUUGCGAAGUUCCUUCAAAAUAGAAAUAAGGAAAUGAAUGAGGAUUAUUCUGCGUUACUGCAAAUUAAUUUCAAUCAAGAUAAUUCCAUUGUUAAUAGAAGGGCUUUCUUUAAUGUUUUGCAUAAAUUUGCAACUUAUAGCUCCUUUGGGUUUGGACUUUUGGUCAAUUACUUUUCGUUCACGCUAGUAAAACUUUUAAGCAAAUAUUCUAAAGAAUUCUACCGCAACAGUGUUUUGAAUAACAUGGAAGGAUAUUCCGAUACGUCUUUGGCUAAUGAUGAGGACUUUUUGGGAUCAUUCUUCAGGGCUUUAGACGUUGUCAACCAAUUGAAUAUAGAACUCAAGGCUUGGGAGGAGUCGCUACCUGAAAAUGUUCGCCCUAAUUCUGGAAUGGAUAUUUCAUUAUACAAAGUGUUGGGUGAUUAUCAUGAUGAGAAUUUUGAUCACGAAAACAAGAGAAGAAAAAUCAAUAAUGAUCAGAAGAAAACUGAAAGUGGCAGAUAUUUAUAUCCUGAUUCUUUCUCAUACCGUACAGAAUUGAUUAGAACUAACGUUGCUUUUCUAUUGAUGACCCAGUUUACUUAUUACUACCACGUCAUGAAGGCAAACAGGCUUGCCCAUAAAGCUUGCUACUUAUUAUACAGACGCAUUGAUAAACAUAGUAGCACGACCUCUGAGUUCGAGCAAAAAAGAAUUAGACACGCAUUCCGCUCAAGAAUGGAAACUUUUGAAAAUAGUUACCUUACCGCCGCCAAAAGCAUUUUGAUUCUAUCAUUCUCGAUAUUCAAGUAUAAUCCUCGUGUGAUCUAUUGGGGGGCUAAUUUCAUUUUCUGUGCUUUUUUUGUGAUCUUCCUCCAUAGCGUGGGGAGAUUCUCUAUCGAUGACCCAAUUCCGUGUUGCGUUAACACCAAUGAGAAUUGUCUUUAUGAAUUGCAUCUUUUGAUUGAUUGUUAUUUGUGCUGUUUGUCAAAACCAGUGUUUGUGAUUCGUCACAUUGAUAGCAAUUUUGUCGAACGUUCUGGAAGAAGAAUGGUUUUAUUAUGUUUGGAAAACUUGAAAGAAAAAACAACAUAUAACUAUGAUACUGACUACAAGGUUGCUCAAUUUUUGUCGGUAAUCAAAGCCGCCAAUGAAAAGGACAAUGCCUUUCCACCAUCUGCCAAUACCAGUGUGGACGGUAAUAACGAUUAUCUUCAUCCAUCAAACGGCGUGUCAAAUGCCCUGGCUAGAGAUAUUAAUGCAUUUGAUGGGGGCCUCAAUACUCAAGCUUUUAAUAAUUCAUCAACCAUAAAAGACAACAGCAAGAGUUUCUUGGGGGGUUUCGAUAACGUUCCAAUGAAUGGGCUUAAUAAAGAUGCCAGUAGUAUUUUGUUCAUGGACCCCUCUUUUUCAGCUCCCCUGAAGGAUUUCCGUGAGCACUCCGUCGCGCCAGCGUUUUUCUCACCGAACGUACAAGAUGGUAAUAAUAACGAUAAUAAACUGGCGAAUAAUUUCCUCGUUAAUGAAACUAACGGUGAUGUUCGAUACGGUGGUGGGUGUGAAAGUGAUGAUAGAUUGACGUGCGACAAUAUAUUUUUAGACUUGAACGAUCUUGAUCCUUUUUCUAUGAAUGGGUCGCUUUUCCAUGAUGAUACUCAGAAGUUCGCUGCCCUGAACUUUUAA